AUGUCUUCCAAGAUAGACAAGACGAUCCAGCGCCAGCAGGAAAAGAUCGCAGAGGGACAGUUCUACGAAGCCCACCAGCAGCUCCGCGUCAUCGCCGCGCGCUACGUCAAGACCUCCAACUGGGAUGCCGCCACCGACAUCCUCUUCCGGGGCGCGCAGUCGCUCCUGCAAGCUGGGCAGGGCGGCUCCGGCGGCGACCUGUGCAUAUUCCUGCUCGAGGUGUUCCACAAGAGCGAGACGAAGCCGGAUGCGGCGAGCAAGGGGAAGCUGCUGAGCUUGCUGCGCGCUUUUCCGAAGAAUGAGCCUACGCGGAAGAAGUUCGUGAAUGAGAUGGUGGGGUGGAGCGCGAAAUGGGGCGAGUAUCCUGCAGGCGACCCGGAGAUUCAUCAUGUGGCGGGGACGCUGUACGCUGAAGACCUCGAGCCCUACGACGCAGAGCGGCAUCUCAUCAUCGGCACCAAAGACUCCCCCGAAGCACUCGCGGGACUCGAGUACUCUUGGUACACCUCCGACGACUCGCACACCGCGCCACUCUACGCCGCCCGCGGCACUCUCCCCUACCUCCUCGCCGGCAACCUGCGCGCCGCAAACAAGUACUUCCUCCUCUUCACAUCCUACCUCGCGAGGAACCCCUCCCUCGCCACACAAGAAGUUUCCACAAAGUCGUCGGACCUGCGCGUCUACCCCUCGUUACCGCUGUUGAACUUCCUUGGGUUGCUCUUGCUGGCGGUCGAGCGCGGUGACCCCAGCCUUUUCAGGCAGCUGAAGAGCCACUAUGCGAGCCAUUUGAAGGAUGUCAACUGGACCGAGGCGCUCGAUACGAUUGGGGAGAUGUACUUUAACAUCAAAAUCCCCAGGCAAGGCAAUCCGAUGUUUGACAUGCUUGGCAGUAUGUUCGGAGGUGGGAUGGGCGGCGGAGCGUCAAAGCCGGCGAAGAAGCCGCCCGUGGCAGGUCUUGAUUGA
Molecule: messenger RNA, 963 nt
Organism: Paraphaeosphaeria sporulosa
Lineage: Eukaryota; Fungi; Ascomycota; Dothideomycetes; Pleosporales; Didymosphaeriaceae
Product: DUF410-domain-containing protein
Exons: 3
Coding region: 1-963 (320 amino acids)
Biological process (GO): protein insertion into ER membrane
Cellular component (GO): cytosol; TRC complex
Molecular function (GO): protein binding
Source: RefSeq, a predicted model, not a curated record